Molecule: messenger RNA, 1041 nt
Organism: Phaethon lepturus (White-tailed tropicbird)
Lineage: Eukaryota; Metazoa; Chordata; Aves; Phaethontiformes; Phaethontidae
Gene: KLHL21
Product: kelch-like family member 21
Exons: 4
Molecular function (GO): protein binding
Source: RefSeq, a predicted model, not a curated record
CGCCUCCUGCGUGAGGCCCGUGACUUCCAGGCUGCCCGCCUCGACCGCCACGACCGGGGGCCAUGCGCCCGCAUGCGCCCCCGACCCUCCACUGGCCUUGCCGAGAUCCUCGUCCUCGUUGGCGGCUGCGACCGUGACUGUGACGAGCUUGUCACCGUCGACUGCUACAACCCACGCACCGGCCACUGGCGCUACCUGGCUGAGUUCCCCGAGCACCUUGGCGGGGGCUACAGCGUCGCCGCGCUGGGCAACGACAUCUACGUCACUGGGGGAUCGGACGGAUCGAGGCUGUACGACUGUGUCUGGAGGUAUAAUUCCAGCGUGAACGAGUGGACGGAGGUGUCGCCCAUGCUGAAAGCCAGAGAAUACCACAGCUCCACGGUCCUGGAUGGGCUGCUGUACGUGAUCGCCUCCGACAGCACGGAGCGUUACGACCACUCGGUGGACAGCUGGGAGGCUCUGCAGCCCAUGCUGUACCCUAUGGACAACUGCUCCACCACCUCGUGCCGCGGCAAGCUGUUCGCCAUCGGCUCCCUGGCGGGCAAAGAGUCCAUGGUUAUGCAGUGCUACGACCCCGACAGUGACCUCUGGUCCCUCGUGAACUGUGGGCACCUGCCUCCCUGGUCCUUUGCCCCAAAGACCGUCACUCUCAACGGCCUCAUGUACUUCAUAAGGGAUGACUCGGCUGAAGUGGAUGUUUACAAUCCAGCAAAAAACGAGUGGGAUAAAAUCCCUGCCAUGCUUCAGGUUCAUGUUGGGGGGAGCGUGGCCGUCCUUGGCGGCAAGCUCUAUGUCUCUGGUGGCUAUGAUAACACGUUCGAACUCUCAGAUGUCCUGGAAGCCUACGACCCCGAGACACGAGCGUGGAGUGUGGUGGGCCAACUCCCUGAGCCCAUCUUCUGGCACGGCAGCGUCAGCAUAUUCCGGCAGUUCAUGCCAGAAACCACACAGGAGGAUGACGGCAUCACGCUGGACAACACCAUCAACUUGAACAGGCAGCGUCAAAACCUUCACAACCAGAACCUUAACGAGCUUCGUUAG